CUCCUCCUCUCUCUGGGUUAUUUUGGGAUGUUCUUAUCACAGCUGUUGUCUCUUUGGAGGCAGCGAGUCUUCAGACCCUCGACUCUCUUUUUCACCCCGACCCUCACUCGUGUUUACAGUAAUGGAGGCUUGUCUCGCCCCUGGGUGUCCGGACCUGGACCUGACGGAGGACCUGGCUCAGCAGCUUGAGGACAUAAUCAGCACCUACCAGGAGGAGGAGUCGCCCCCUGACCAAAACCAGGAGGAGGGAGAGGAGGUCCCGCCCACAAAAGAGACCCCCGGGUCCCGAAAAGAACAGAAACUGGAGAAAAAGAUGCUGAAAAACCUCGGGAAGGAAGCCAUGCUGCUGAUGCAGAGUCUGAACAAACUGAACACUCCUGAGCAGAAGCUGGAGGCCAUCAUCAAGAAGCACGCUGAGCUGCUCGAGGAGCACCGGGGGGAGCAGAAGCAGCUGAAGAUGCUGCAGAAGAAGCUCCUGCAGGUGAUGAAGGACAAAGACCAGCUGCAGAGCGAACACAGUCGGGCGGUUCUGGCUCGCAGCAAACUGGAGGGACUCUGCCGAGAACUGCAGAGACACAACAAGACCCUGAAGGAGGAGACGCUGCAGCGCUGCCGGGAGGACGACCUGAAGAGGAAGGAGAUCACGACGCACUUCCAGGGAACGCUGGGCGAGAUCCAGGCGCAGAUCGAGGAGCACAGCGGCAGGAACACCAAACUCUGCGAGGAGAACGGCUCGCUGGCCGAGAAACUGAAAGGCCUCAUCACUCAGUACGACCAGCGGGAGGCGAACCUGGAGAAGGUUUUCAAACACAGAGACCUGAAGCAGAAGCUGGUGGAGACGAAGCUGACGCAGAGCUACGCGAUCCUGAAGGAGACGGAGGACAAGCACAAGCUGGAGAGAGAGCUC
Messenger RNA from Gymnodraco acuticeps, 907 nucleotides. RefSeq names its product taxilin beta b (gene txlnbb). The record is from RefSeq and is a predicted model, not a curated record. Gene Ontology annotation, molecular function: syntaxin binding. NCBI's taxonomy places the organism in Eukaryota, Metazoa, Chordata, Actinopteri, Perciformes, Bathydraconidae.